AGGCAAUCGAUAGCCACGAACCCGUCUCUUUAAUUUUUGUUUUGAUUGGAUUGGAUUUUGGCAGGGAUUAGCAUGGAUGAUCCGCUCAAGCCGAAGCCAGUGCCGCUGGCCGCCGAGACGGUGCUAUGGUUCGAGUUCCUGCUCGAUCCGCACAAGAUCACGCAGCACCUGCAGCGCCCGCAUCCCGAGCCCAGCGCCAUGGAGCUGAUCAUGCAGUUCAUCAGCAUGACGCCGGACACGGCGAUGGCAUCGGUGGUGACGCCCGGCAGCGAUUUGCAGGUGCCUCCCGGUGCGGGGCCCAUACCCGGAGGAGCACCCACCACGCCCACUGCCACCGGCGGCGUGGGCAUGCCCCACAGUCCACAGAGGCCAGCAAGCCAGGAGAAUGGUGGUGGUGGCAGUGGUGGUCUGCAGCUGACCAGGAAGCAGCUGGCCCUCAAGAUCCUGGAGCUCAAGGUGGCCACCUGGCUGAAGUGGGACCUGGAUGCGCUGGAGAAGAACCUGCCUGUGAUUAUGCAGCUGGCCCUGCUGCGCGAUCUGUGCACCAUAAGCUACGGCUGCGCCUUGAGUAUUCCCCUGCCCAGUGAUUUUGACUUGAAGAUUUCCACCGCUGGCAACGAAAAAGCGGCAAGAUUUGCCCUCACCAUAUACCACCGCCUGUUGCUGCGUCUGCAACUGAUCAAGGAACAGGCACUGAAAACGCCACGUCCUCCAAAUACCAUGUAUCAGACUGUGGACCAACUGCAGCAGUUCCUGGACUCACCCACCCAGCCAUCCAUCGAGUACUUGCAGCAGCUCUGCUCGUCGGCCAAACCCUUCUACGUGUUCCACUACGACAGCUUUGUGACGCUGCAGUGCGAUGAUCUGGGCACGGGCCAGAACUACGACCUGAUGCAUUUGAUAACGCCCCAGGAGCUGAGGGCCCAGCUUCAUUACGAGCUGGCCCAAUAUUACCUGUACACCAAGCAGUAUGUUUUGGCCCGGGAAGCGGCCGCCGCCUGCAGCAGCAAUCUGCAGGCCAUUCCGCCGCAGACGACGCUCUAUUUCUGUCACAUACGAGCGGCGGAGCUGGAGGGCUUGCUGCAGGCCUGUGGAAUCAGCGCCCAGGAGCAAUCGCUUCUGGAGAAGUUUCAGCAAUCUCUGCUCAACAGCUACACAGACAUUGUGCCCAUCCUGCGGUUGGACAAUAGAGCACGGGAAAUCCCUCUGGUAAGCCGAAGACAACUGGAGCUGGACAUCGAGGGCUCCCUGUCCACGGGAUUGCUCAAGGAAACCGUGCAGUUGCAGCUGCAGGUGGCCGCCCUGAAUGUGGUGCGCAACAUCUUCGAGUGGGGCAGCAUAUUCGGCAGUGUGGAGUACUUCGAGAAGUACAGGGAACUGGACUGCCUGCCGCCGCUGGUCGAAGCUCUGCAAGAGGUACUGCCCCACUGCAGUCCCAAAGAGCAGCCGGCGCUGAAGCACUUCCUCAUCGACUGCCUGCUGCAUCAGGGUGGCGGGCAGUCGCGACCAUUGCUGCAGACGGUGCGCGGCAUUGGCCUCUUCUCGGCCGAUGAACUCCAGGAUCUCGACGAGCAAAUGCUGCAGGCGGCGCCGCCAGUGCCCACCAACUCGCUGGCCUCGCUCUCCGACUGGAUGUGCCACUCCAAAAUGAACCGUGUGGAUGUGGGUGCCUUGGAGCGACAACUGAUUAGCUGCACCAAUGCCAACACAGUGCGGAUUCUGCUGGUAAAGCUGUGUGGCACUGCGCCCGGCAAACCCCUGUGGGCCAUAAAUCCCAGCUGGGAUGUGCCGCAGCCCCUGAAAACUCUGAUUAUGGCCAUGCCCGUGAGCUUCCUGCAGGACUUUAGCUAUGUGCUGCUAGGCAAGGCGCGAGAAUUGGCCACCAGGGGCAACUACAUAGACGCCGUUUCCAUGCUGAGUGUGCUGAAGUCGGAAACGCAGCGCCAGGAGAUGGCGGCCAAUGUGCAGUUGAUGUGCAAGCUGCUCACCUGGGAAAUCCUGCACAUCCAGAUAACUCAAUGCCUGGAGGAGUGGCACCAGAAGCCGCUGGAUCUGCAGGCCCUGGGAGGAAGAUGCAAACAGUGUUUGGGAGCACUGCAGGCGGGUGAUUCGAUGGUCCCACGGCCGGACAUCCUGGAGAGCUGCGCCAUCAUGCUGCUCAACCUCACGGAAUUCCCACCGCUCCUCUACCUGGACAAGCGGGCUGGUCCUCUGGAACUGCCCCUCGCCUUUGCCGCCACGUUCAUCGAGAUGGAGAAGAUGAAGGGCCCCAAGAAGGUGUGUCGCGAUGCCUGGGAGCUGAUGCUGAGCAUGUUCCUCAACGUCCCGAAGCGGGGCUCCGCGGGAGUGGGCGGGAUCAGCUCGCUGCAGGCCUUUCUGCAGCGCAUACGCCACCAAAGCGUCUUCGGACUGGCCAUCUCCAUGAUUGGCAAGAUCCACAAUAUCCUCAAGGACGAUCCCAAUCAUGAUUUAAGCUGCGAGUACAUGCAGCUGUGGCCCACCAGCAUUAACAACCCCAUUAGCUACAGUUUGAGAAGCGUGUGCGAGAUCCUGCAAUGGCUUAUAUCCGAGGCCUUGUCCUACUAUCCGCAGACCAUUUCCUGGCUAAAGAUGAAGGGAGAUCUGGACCUGGCCAUCGGCAACAACGAGUCCGCCAUGCGCUGCUAUGUAAAUGCAUUGGUCACUGGCACGGACUACUGCACCAUGCCGCUGCAGCGGAAUGUGGCCGAUGACUAUGUCAUCCGCAAAAUGAUUCGGUGUGCCGCCAAUCUGGGAUGCCACAUGCAGGCCACCGUGCUGUGCCAGUUUCUCGAGGAGAUCGACUACGGCAUUGUGUUCAAAAAUCUCAGCGAGAAGUCAUCGAACUUCACGGACGCCAUGGAUGCGUAUUACAGUUGUAUUUGGGACACCACAUUGCUGGAGUUCAUUGUUAAUCUGCAUGCGAAACGAGGCGAACAUAGUCGGAAACUUGAAGCGAUCUCUAUGAUGGGCACUUUGGAACUGAAUGCGAAUAACAACGAGGAGAUCAAACGAGAGUGCGCCAUGGUGCGAAAAUCACGAUUCUUACGCGCCCUCGCCAAGCAGUAUUUGCUGUAGUCGCAGCAGCCCCACCCACAAUCCAACCUCAAAUUCGAAAUCCAAUAUCGAUAAUCCAUAAACCAUAAUCAAUAUUCAAUAAUCCAACUUCCCAACCACAAGCAGACCAACUAGAAUUAAGCUCAAAGAUGUAGUUUUUAUUGUAUGCAUAGGCUUUAAAUACGUUUAAGUUAAAA
Drosophila elegans is the source of this 3272-nucleotide messenger RNA. It is a transcript of the gene IntS8, whose product is annotated as integrator complex subunit 8. The record is from RefSeq and is a predicted model, not a curated record. Bases 73 to 3096 code for a protein of 1007 amino acids. Gene Ontology annotation, biological process: snRNA 3'-end processing. NCBI's taxonomy places the organism in Eukaryota, Metazoa, Arthropoda, Insecta, Diptera, Drosophilidae. The transcript is spliced from 6 exons. Gene Ontology annotation, cellular component: integrator complex.